AUGGAUGGAACCAACAAUGACCAGGCGAGCGGGAAGGAGGGAGAGACGUAUCUGUCCUAUGCAAGUGCGCAUCUGCUGGAAGAAGGCCAUUGUUCGGGGCUGAGGCAGACAGGCGAGAGGGAGAUGGCACACCGCAUUGUUCCCGUCGAGUGUCUGGGCGGGCUGGCUAGCCCAGAGCAGAUGAUGUCCUAG
Messenger RNA from Diaporthe batatas, 192 nucleotides. RefSeq lists its product as uncharacterized. The record is from RefSeq and is a predicted model, not a curated record. Bases 1 to 192 code for a protein of 63 amino acids. The transcript is spliced from 2 exons. Lineage: Eukaryota; Fungi; Ascomycota; Sordariomycetes; Diaporthales; Diaporthaceae.